Ipomoea triloba (trilobed morning glory) is the source of this 2937-nucleotide messenger RNA. RefSeq names its product triadin-like. The record is from RefSeq and is a predicted model, not a curated record. The transcript is spliced from 2 exons. Lineage: Eukaryota; Viridiplantae; Streptophyta; Magnoliopsida; Solanales; Convolvulaceae. Bases 131 to 2740 code for a protein of 869 amino acids.
UCUGUCCCAUACAUACGUCUUCCCCAAAAGGCCAGGCCGAUUGAGCCAAGAACCAUAAAAUAAUCUUUAAUUUAUCACAACGUACAAUAACGUAACGUAUAUAUCCAAAUUAAAAAAGAAGUAAACAAAAAUGGGAGGGUGUGCGUCGACUCCGAAUGUGUUGAAGGACGAGGACGCGAACUCUUCGAUGCCGCCAUUGCCGCCGCGGAAGAGAGAUAAGGCCGCGGCGAAGAUUAGGAAACUUGCAAAAAAGGCGUCGGCGAAGAUGGAGGGAGGAGGAUUGGUGAGUGGAGAUAAUGAUGAUAAUAACGCCACCAGCAGACGCCGUUCACUCAGCAAAAAGUUCAAGGAUGCAGUAAAAAAGGCUUCGUCCAGGAGGGAGGCUGCUGCCGACGCUGCCAGACGCCGUUCAUUCAGCACCAAGUUAGAGAACCAAGAGGAGAGCUCAAAAGAGGCGAAAGAGGAAUUGUGUGCAACAUCAAAAUCCAAGUCUCAAGAAAUUGAAAAGCUAAAAUUUAACAAGGAGCAGACAGUGGCAAAUCAUUCUCCUACUGAAGUGGCACAAGAAAUGGAGAACCCAUCAACAUAUCUUUCCAUGAGGAAAACGCCAACAUAUGACGACAUGCCUGCAAGAAACAUCACCAAAUCUCAAACAUUUUCGGAGAGGAAAACGCCAACAUAUGAAAUGUAUGUAAGAAACAUCACCAAAUCUCAGACUCUUUCGGAGAGGAAAACGCCAACAUAUGACAUGUCUGUAAGAAACAUCAACAAAUCUCCGACCUUUUCGGAGAGGAAAACGCCAACAUAUGACAAGUCUGCAACAAACUUCACCAAAUCUCAAAAUCUUUCGGAGAUCAAGACAUCAACAUAUGACAAGUUUGGAAGAAACAUCUCCAAAUCUCAAAUUCUUUCUUGGAAGAAAGGUGAUCAAAGUCUUGCAGACAAAACCCAGAAAUAUGAGCCUCACUUCAACAAUAAAGAAGAAAUCAGCCUCAUACCCGAGAAGACAAUUAAGGACAAGCAUGAACAAAAACCCUUGAUAUCUAAAACUCCUCCGGAGAAGAAGGCCCCCAUAAAACCACAGACUUCUUCUUCUGAGAAGCCUGCAGAAGAAAACAUACUGAAACCUGCUGGGACGAUUCUUCUAGAGAAGAAAAUUGAGGAAAAACCCCAGGAUAAGCCUACAGAACAAAACAACUCAUCAAAACCAGACAUCUCUUUUGAGGAGGAUAAGAAAACAGAACACCACAAGUCCGUCGUAGAAGAAAACACCACAAAACCUCAGACUUUUGAGGAGAAGCCCGCAGAAAAAGACAGCAGCAACAGCUUGAAAUCUGAAACUCUUUUAGCUAAGAAAGUUGAGGUGAAGGUUGCUGAAAAUUCCUUGAAAUUGGAGCCUCCCUCAGUGAAGAAAACAGAACAAAAGUCUGCUGAAGAAAAUAUCCCAAAAACUGAGACUUCUGAGAAGAAAACGAAAGAGGAUCUAUCAAAACAAAACACCUUGAAAGCUGACACUCUUUUGGAGAAGAAAAUUGAUGAGAAGCCUACUGAAAAACCCAUGCUACCUCCUGCUCCUCUUUCAUAUAAGAAAACAGAACAAAAGCCUACCCUGAAAGUUGAGAAGAAAAUAGAAGAACAAAACACCCCCCUAAAACCAGCUGAGACUCUUUUAGAUAAGAAAAUCGAGGAUAAACCUGCAGAAAACUCCAUAAAAUCUGAAGAUUCUUCAGAGAAAAAUAUUCAACAGAAGCCCACAAAAGAAAACACACUGAUAUUAAAGACUUGGUUUGAGAAGAAAACAGAAGAGGACACCCUAAAACCAGCUGAGACUCUUUCAGAGAAGAAAAUCGAGGAUAAACCUGCAGAAAACUCCCUAAAAGCUGAAGAUUCUUCUGAGAAAAAUAUUCAACAAAAGCCCACAAAAGAAAACACAUCUAUAUCAAAGACUUCAUCUGAGAAGAAAACAGAAGAGAAGUUCACGAAAGAGAACACCCUAAAACCAGCUGAGACUCUUUUAAAGAAGAAAAUCGAGGAUAAACCUGCAGAAAACUCCCUAAAAUCUGAAGAUUCUUCUGAGAAAAAUAUUCAACAGAAGCCCACAAAAGAAAACACAUCGAUAUCAAAGACUUCAUCUGAGAAGAAAACAGAAGAGAAGCUCACGAAAGAGAACACCCUAAAACCAGCUGGGACUCUUUUAGAGAACAAAAUCGAGGAUAAACCUGCAGAGAACUCCCUAAAAUCUGAAGAGAAAAAUAUUCAACAGAAGCCCACAAAAGAACACACAUCGACCUCAAAGACUUCAUCUGAGAAGAAAACAGAAGAGAAGCCCACGGAGGAAGAAUACACCCUAAAACCUGAGACUCAUUUAGGGAAGAAAAUCGAGGAAAAACCUGCAGAAACCCCCCUAAAAUCUGAGGGUCCUUCGGAAAAAAACAUUGACCAGAGCCCCACAAAACAAAACACAGCGCCCGGGGCACCAAAGAUUCCAUCUGAGAAGAAACCAGAAGAGAAUCAUAGAAGACAAAGCAGCCUGAAAUUUGGGAUUUCUUUCUUUAAGAGAAAAGAAGAGAAGUCUGCAAACAUGUACCGGCCGAAAUCUGAGAGUUCGUUGGUAGAGAAAGGAGAGGAAAAUCCAAAACCAGACUCCCCACUACCUGAAGGAACUAAGGAGGAGGAACCCGUGGCAACUGAUAUGUCCAUUUUUAUGAAGGAAAUGGAAGCAAAAUGGAUAGGGAUAUGAGUAUAGAGUUGCAGAAGCAGAAAGAUGAAUUCGAUCAGAGAGAAUUUGGUAGGGAGAGAUAGACAACUUUAAGUUUGUGUAGCAAUUAACCUCCUUAAUGCUUCUUUGAUUACACUAUUUACCUUUCGUUUUGUAGGGUGAAUUUCAAUAGAUUUUCACUGAACUGUAGCAGAAUUGAAUCCAAACUUUAGUUAUAA